GCUUUGAGGGUUGGCAAAUGAGGGUCCAUAUACUUCAUUUGUGGACUCAAUUUCUUGUUGUAAGUUUUUUUUCUAUGGUCCCUCUCUAACUCUUAUUUAUCACCCCUUUCACUUCUUACACAAAACUUUCUUUUUUUCCAUCCUCAACUCCUCUUCUUCCAAUCCCGUUGUUGCAGCUCUCUCUGUCUCCUCCUGGUUAUCCACAGUUGAAGAAAACAAUACAGGGUUGAGUUGUGGUAAUAUAGUUCGGGUUAAGAGGGAAAUUGAUGAUUGAUUCAGUCUUACUACAUUGAUGAGCUUAAUGGCACUCACUACAAGCAAGAUUUCAGCUGGUCCAAUGGUUGCUAAUAGAGCAAAUGGCAGUGAACAGUGUGGGAUCAUUAGUUCCUUUUCCAAGUCCACACAACAUAAUGGAUUGUAUUCAAACUUCCAUAGAAUUGAAUUCCGGAGACCUGGAUGUGGAUAUCUGUUAUCCGCCAAGCUCAUGUUGUCUUCCGAGGUUUUGUGGCGCAUUUCUGUUAAGCCAUGUACUUAUGCUGUAAAUCGGGAAAAUUCUUUUGUAUGCCAUUCAAGAGGAACACGAAAUGCAGAAGCUAAAGAAUGUGUUAGGAACGCUGAUGAUUGCACUGAUACAGUGAGUUACAGAGCUCAAAUUGGAGAUGAGGAAAACACUUCUAUUUACCCAACUCAGGGCUUAGGUGGCAUUGGUAAAUUUGUUGACAAUGAUGCGAAGUUUGUAAAUGAAAGAGCACGUAAUGACCUUGUCUUGCUUUCACGUGGCCUAAUGAGGUUGAAUGACCGUGCAUGCCAAGAUGUUGCAGUUCUUGGACUGGGUGUUCUUAAGCUUGAUGCUCGCGCAAGAGAGGAUACUGAGAAGAUCGACAACAGUGUGAAGGCAAAGGCUGAGCGCUUACAUCAUAUAACAACAAUUCUAAAAGAGAUAGCUGAAUCCAAAUUGUUGAGUGUUGCUAACAAGCAUUGGAAUGAUGGGGCGUUAGAGGCUGAUUUGAGGCGUGCUGACUUCUUGGCUAAAAGACGUGCCAUGGAAGAUGCCUAUACGGCUUUGGAGUUUGUGAAGAACAUCCAUGACAUGAUGGUUACUAAGAUGUACAAACUACCUAUACGUAGGAAUUCAGAUUCUUCAUCAGCUAAUGACAUCAGAAGUGUAAUGCUUGAAAAGAAUGGGAAGACUGCUGAUUUUUUUCCUGGGGAAAUUUCGUCCAGCAGCAUAAACUCCAUUAAGGAAGUUUAUUUGAGUAUGGCGUCUGCUCUAUCUGAAGCUGAUGGAAUUGACUACACUGACCCUGAGGAGCUUGAAUUAUUAGUUUCAGCUCUUAUAGAUCUGGAUGCAAUGGAUGGUAAAAGUAGUGUCUCUUUAUUGGCGGAGUGCUCAAGCUCUCCUGAUGAUAGCACAAGACAAGCACUUGCCAAUGCACUGUCAGCAGCUCCAUCAAUGUGGACUCUUGGGAAUGCCGGUAUGGGUGCAUUACAGAGAUUGGCAGAAGACGAAAACCCAGCUAUUGCUGCAGCUGCAUCAAGAACCAUAGAUGAACUAAAGAAACAAUGGGAAAUUGAAGAGGGAGAUAGUUUGAGAUUCAUGAUGAACGACAAGCCAUGGAAGGAUACAGAAGAAAUUGAUCUCAAAGACGAUGAGGAAGAAGACGACACAGAUGUCAAGAAAGAUUGAGAAACUCAGUGCUUUUUUAUUGUAAAUAUAUAGACGAAGUUCACCAAAUGAUGAUCAAUAGACUGUUAAUUCUUCAAGAACUGAAACAAGCUGAUAAUAUGUUAUGAUAAAAGCUGUCUCAUUUCUUGUUUUGUCAUGUCUCUAGACUCUCAGACGAUUAAUUCUCUAAAUAAACAAGUUCUAAUCUAAUUCCAUAAGUUCACUUGA
This is a messenger RNA of Papaver somniferum (opium poppy), 1894 nucleotides long. RefSeq names its product senescence-associated protein AAF, chlorolplastic-like. Gene Ontology annotation, biological process: leaf senescence; cellular response to oxidative stress. Lineage: Eukaryota; Viridiplantae; Streptophyta; Magnoliopsida; Ranunculales; Papaveraceae. The transcript has 13 exons. The record is from RefSeq and is a predicted model, not a curated record. Bases 293 to 1687 code for a protein of 464 amino acids. Gene Ontology annotation, cellular component: chloroplast.